CCCAGGAAUUUGGGAAUUAUGGGAAUGUUUAUUGGGAAAUUUGUUGGGAAUUCCAGGGUUGUUUGGUGGGAAUGUUGGGAAUGUCUGGUGGGAAUGUUUGGUGGGAAUUCCAGGAAUGUUUGCUGGGAAUGUUGGGUGGUGAUGCUGGAUGGAGCUGCAGGAGCAGCACCGGGAACAGAGAGCGGAGCUCCGCAGGAAAAAGGAGAUGGAGGAGCUCCGGAGCUACUCGUCCCUGAUGAAGGCAGAGAACAUGUGCUCCAACCAGGACGGGAACGACUCCGAUGAUUUCAUGUGAGGAUCCUUCGGGAAUUCCCGGGAACAGGAGCUGGGGCAGCUCCCGGACUUUGGGGGGAAUUCCCGGGAAUGUCGGAGCCAACAAAGCCGGGAUCGGCUGGAGCCGCCUCUGGAAUUCUUGUCGGGAAUUCGGGAAUUGCUCUGGACGUGGGGGUUGGGAUUUUGGGGUUUCGGGAUUCCCGAUUUGUCCCCACCCCCAUCCCUUUAGGGCAUCACCCCAAAUCCCAUCGGGAUCAUCCCGACCCUUCCCGGGGCUCAGCUCCCCCCAAAAUCCCCAGAAUUCCCCCCAAAUCUUUCCCAAAUCCCAUCGGGAUCAUCCCGGCACUUCCCGGGGCUCAGCCCCCCCAAAUUCCACAGAAUUCCCCCCAAAUCUUUCCCAAAUCCCAUCGGGAUCAUCCCGACCCUUCCCGGGGGUUCAGCUCCCCCAGAAUCCCCCCCAGAUUCCCCCAAAUCCUCCCCGAUUUCCCGAAAAUUCCAUCGGGAUGUUCCCGGCACCUCCUGGGGACCCCGCGGGGCCGGGGGUGGCACGGGGCUCCCCGUCCCCGCUCCUGUCCGUGUCCCCCUCUCCCUGUCCCCAUCCCGGGGCUGGCGCUGCUGUCCCCCUGUCCGUGUCCCUGUGUCCCUCUGUCCCCCUGUCUCCGUGUCCCUGUGUCCCCCUGUCCCCGUGUCCCCGUGUCCCCGUGUCCGUGUGUCCCUGUCCCCCUGUCCGUGUCCCUGUGUCGCUGUCCCCGUCACGGUCCUGGAGGUGGCGCUGCUGUCCCCCUGUCCCUGUCCGUGUCCCCAUCCCCAUGUCCCUCUGUCCCCUGUCCCGGGGGUGGCGCUGCUGUCCUCCUGUCGCUGUCCCUGUCCGUGUGUCCUUGUCCCUGUGUCGCUGUCCCCCUGUCCCUGUCCGUGUCCCUGUCCCCAGUCCCUGUCCGUGUCCCUGUCCCGGGGGUGGCACUGCUGUCCCUGUCCCCUGUCCCGGUCAGGGUCCCCGUGUCCCCGGGCUCUCCCGCUGUCCCCUGGCGCUGUCCGUGUCCCCGCUGUCCCCUGUCCCGCUCAAGGUCCCGGUAGUCCCGGCGGUCCCGGUGUCCCCCGGUGUCCCCCUGUCCCUGGACUCUCCCCAUGUCCCCGCUGUCCCGGUCAAGGUUCCAGUAGUCCCGGUGUCCCCGGUGUCCCCCUGUCCCCGGUGUCCCCCUGUCCCCGGUGUCCCCCUGUCCCCGGUUCUCCGCCGCCGCCGCCGCGCCCCGGGGCCCCGCGGGCUCCCGGGAUUCCCUUGUCGCCCUUGGAGCCGGGAAUGCCGCGGGAGCCGGGCGGGCCCCGCUGCCCCCGCGGCCCGGCCGCUCCCGGAGAUCCCGGAGAUCCCGGUGAUCCCGGAGAUCCCAGAGAUCCUGGUGAUCCCAAAUCCCCGAGGUCGCCCUGGGGGCCCGGAGUUCCCGGCGCUCUCCCGGAUCCGGGGUCGCCCCUGGGGCCGCGCAGCCCCGGGAGCCCCGGAAUGACAGCGGGGAUCCGGGAAUGGAACGGGAAAACAGGAAUUCCAACCGGGAAUGAAACAGGAAAACAGGAAUUCCACAUGGGAAUGCUCUGGGAAAAACGGGAAUUCCACAUGGGAAUGAUCCGGGGAAAAUGGGAAUUCCAACCGGGGAAUGAUCCCAGAAAACGGGAAUUCCAACCGGGGAAUGAAACGGGAAAAUGGGAAUUCCAGCUGGGGAAUGAUCCAGGAAUUCCACACGGGAAUGAUCCAGGAAAAUGGGAAUUCCACAUGGGGAAUGAAACGGGAAAAGCAGGAAUUCCUCCUGGGAAUGCUCCGGGAAAACGGGAAUUCCACACGGGAAUGCUCCAGUGCGGGAAAAUGGAAAUUCCACAUGGCAAUGAUCCGGGGAAAAUGGGAAUGCCACACGAGGAAUGCUGCGGUCCUGGAAAACCAGGAAUUCCACCCAGGGAACCGAACGGGAAAACGGGAAUUCCACAUGGGGAAUGCUCUGGGAAAAAUGGGAAUUCCACAGGGGGAAUGAUCCGGGAAAAAUGGGAAUAAUUCCACACGGGAAUGAUCCGGGGAAAAUGGGAAUUCCAACUGGGGAAUGCCCAGGAAAAAUGGGAAUUCCAACUGGGGAAUGAAAUGGGAAUUCCACACGGGAAUGAUCCAGGAAAAUGGGAAUUCACACAGGGAAUGCUCUGGGAAAACAGGAAUUCCACACGGGAAUGAAACAGGAAAACGGGAAUUCCACCCAGGGAAUGCUCCGGGAAAAAUGGGAAUUCCACACGGGAAUGCUCCGGUGCUGAGGGAAAUGGGAAUUCCAACCAGGGAAUGAUCCAGGGAAAAUGGGAAUUCCGCACGAGGAAUGCUGCGGGAAAAACAGGAAUUCCACAUGGGGAAUGAAACGGGAAUUCACACAGGGAAUGCUCUGGGAAAACGGGAAUUCCAUCCGGAGAAUGAUCCGGAAAAAUGGGAAUUCCACACAGGGAAUGCUCUGGGAAAACAGGAAUUCCACAUGGGGAAUGAAAUGGGGAACACAGGACUUGCACCCAGGGAAUGCUCUGGUGCCAGGAAACCGGGAAUUCACACGCGGAAUGCUCCGGGAAAAAUGGGAAUUCCACACGGGGAGUGCUCUGGGAAAACCGCGAAUUCUAUCCAGGGAAUGCUCCACUCUCGGGAAAACCAGGAAUUCCACACAGGGAAUGCUCCGGUCCUGGCAAAGCCCGGAAAACCCGGAAUUCCAUCCCGGGAAUGGGGAUGGGCGGGAAUUCCCCCCAGGGGUUCGGGAAGAGCCGCUGGCUCCGUGCUGGGGGCACAGGGAGCGACACCGGGGGGAGUCGGGACAUUCCCAAAUCCCAAAAUCCCACCCUGACCCAGGGAAGGGUCACCUGGCCCGGGACAGCCCCAGACCCACGGGAUGAUCCCGGCGCCAUCCCAAACCGCGGGGUUUGGAUCCUCCUCCACGUUCCUUGGGAUCAGAAUUCCCAAAAUCUGACCUCAUCCCAAGAAGAGUCCCCUCCCUGCUGUCCCUGGGAUCAGCACAUCCAAAGGAAGAUCCCGGUGCCAUCCCUGACCUCAGGGUUUGGAUCCUCCUCCAUGUUCCUUGGGAUCGGGAUUCCCAAAAUCCCACCCCAUCCCAAGAAGGGUCCCUUCCCUGCUGUCCCUGGAACAGCCCCACAUCCACGGGAUGAUCCCGGUGCCAUCCCAGACCUUGUCCAGGAUCAUUCCUGGCGAUCAGGACCCCCCGAUCCCGCCCCAUCCCGGGAAAAGCCGCCUUCCCUCCCUCCCUCCCUCCCUC
This is a messenger RNA of Passer domesticus (house sparrow), 3548 nucleotides long. It is a transcript of the gene CCDC25, whose product is annotated as coiled-coil domain containing 25. The coding region runs from base 364 to 1347 and encodes 327 amino acids. The record is from RefSeq and is a predicted model, not a curated record. The transcript is spliced from 3 exons. Lineage: Eukaryota; Metazoa; Chordata; Aves; Passeriformes; Passeridae.